Messenger RNA from Paraglomus brasilianum, 264 nucleotides. The record is from the annotation of a GenBank genome assembly. Lineage: Eukaryota; Fungi; Glomeromycota; Glomeromycetes; Paraglomerales; Paraglomeraceae.
AUGUUCACGGGUCAAGUAUCCUUAAUUGGAUUUCAUAUAGCUGAUAUAGCUAACGUUGAUGUAUUGUCUUUACCAGAAUUGGAGACUUUUCAUGUGCAUCCUGAAUGGGUCGUUGUUGAACGAAUACCGGAUAAAAAUUUACAACAGCCAUACACUACACUUAGUCAAGAUUCACGAGGAUUAACGGACGUUGACGCUCUCCAUGGAAUCGAUUUUGACGCCUGCGCGCUAGUCGCACCCGUUGUCGUAAGCAAAUCACAAUAA